AAACCAUUUAUGGCCUUAUCUUAACUAUGUUAUCCUAAAAGAAUCUAUAACAAGAUUCCUGCCAUGUACAAAAAAUAUAACAAAAAUACCAUAUUAUUUUUUUCCAUAGUUCAUUUCAUGGUUAUGUUGAAUUUUUCACUCUACAAACAAGAAUAACAGGUAAUUCUCUUUUUAAUUAAAGUUCAACAUGAUUUUUGGAAGUCCAUGAGGAUUCCUAUAGUCGACUCCAACUUGUAUUACAUUGAGGCAUAGUUGUUGUUGUACCAAGUGGUCACCACAACUUGUUUGGGAUCGAGGCAUAGUUAUAAUAUUGAGGGGUUGGGAGGUCUUGUAUAGCCGACUCCAACUUAUGUGAGAUUGAUACGUAGUUGUAGUUGUAUCAAGGGGUCGUGAAGUCUUGUAUAGCUGUCCACAACUUGUUUGGGAUCGAGGCAUAGUUAUUGUAUUGAGAUUGAUACAUAGUUAUAGUUGUAUCAAGGGGCUGUGAAGUCUUGUAUAACAGACCAUAACUUGUUUGGGAUCGAGACAUAGUUAUUAUAUUGAGGGGUCGGGAGGUCUUGUAUAGAUAGCCGACUCCAACUUGUCUGAGAUUGAGAAUGUACUUCUAGUUGUGUCAAGGGGUUAGAAAGUCUUGUAUAGCCGAACAUAACUUGUUUGGGAUCGGGACAUAGUUAAUAUUGUAUUGAGGGGUUGGUAACUUUCACUGAUAUCGCUAGACUACUAAUACUACUAACCAAAAUGACUAGUAUUAUUCCAGGUGAAAUCUUUGCUCAAUGCCCCCUUUUCUCAAAGCCAACAUCUCAAUCUCAAAAGCACAAUGUUGUUGUAAGAUAUAGUAGCAAUGAGUACAAUAAUAAAGUAAAGACUGGAAAUCAUCAAAAGGUCAAAGUUUCUAGUGAAAAUAGACCUACUACACAUGUACAUUCCAAUGAUAUCAAAGUGCUAAAUUGGUCAUGUAAAGUAGGCAAAUAUGAUGAAACUUUGUAUCUUCUUGAAUGUAAGGUGAAGAGUGGUUAUAAACCUGAUGUGAUUCUAUGUACAAAGCUCAUUAAGGGGUUCUGCAACUCGAAAAAUUCGGUGAAAGGAGAGAAAGUUAUGCAGAUAUUGGAACAGUAUGGUGAACCAGAUGUGUUUGCAUAUAAUGCACUCAUUAGUGGAUUCUGCAAAAUGAAUAAAAUUGAAGAAGCAAAUAAGGUGUUGAACCGGAUGAAAGCGCGUGGCUUUCCUCCAGAUUCUGUUACGUAUAAUAUCUUGAUAGGUAGUCUUUGUGAUAGAGGGAAACUAGGAUCAGCAUUGAAGUUGUUGGAUCAGUUGAAAGAAGAGAGCAACUGUAAGCCUACUGUUAUUACAUAUACAAUCUUGAUAGAGGCAACGAUUCUUGAAGGCGGAAUUCAUGAAGCAAUGAAGCUUCUCGAUGAGAUGUUAUCGAGAGAGUUGCAACCUGAUAUGUACACUUAUAAUGCAAUUAUCCGGGGAAUGUGUAGAGAGAAGAUGAUGGAUCAAGCCUACGAGUUCGUUAGGAGCUUGCCAUCUAAGGGAUGCAAACCUGAUGUGAUUUCGUAUAACAUUUUGUUAAGGGCAUUGCUGAAUAAAGGGAAAUGGAGUGAUGGUAAGAAGCUAAUGAAUGAGAUGUUUUCUGCAGGAUGUCAACCAAAUGUGGUUACUUACAGUAUCUUGAUGAGUGGUUUAUGCAGAGAUGGGAAGUUGGACGAGGCGAUUAACUUGUUAAAGAUCAUGAUGAAUAGUGGAUUAACCCCUGAUACAUUCACUUAUGAUCCAUUGAUAUCUGCAUUCUGCAAAGGAGGGAGGUUAGAUUUGGCUAUUAAGUUCUUGGAUUACAUGAUCUCGAACGGGUGCUUGCCUGAUAUAGUGAACUAUAACACUAUACUUUCUACAAUGUGUAAGAAAGGGAAAGCAGAUGAAGCAAUGGAAGUGUUUGAUAAGCUCGCGGAAAUAGGAUGUCCUCCUGAUGUGAGCACUUAUAACACACUGAUGAGCGCAUUAUGGCAUAAUGGAGGGAGAGCUCGGGCGUUGAAAUUGGUAUCAGAGAUGAUAGAAAAAGGGAUUGAUCCUGAUGAGAUAACUUUUAAUUCAUUGAUUUCAUGUUUAUGUAGAGAUGGUAUGGUGGAUGAGGCACUUGACUUGUUAGGUGAUAUGGAGGGUAAUGGUUUUCCACCUACUGUUAUUACUUACAACAUUUUGCUUCUUGGAUUAUGCAAAGCUCAUAGAGUUGAUGAGGCAAUUGAAGUGCUAGUAGAAAUGGUAGAAAAAGGGCGUAAGCCAAAUGAAACUACUUACAUUCUACUCAUUGAAGGUAUUGGUUUUUCAGGAUGGAGAGUUCAUGCAAUGGAGUUGGCUACCGCGAUUUAUCAUAAGAAUGCUAUCGCGAAAGAAUCACUUCAACGAUUGAGAAAAACCUUCCCUGUACCUGAUGUUUAUAGUAAAGACAUUACGCUGAUCUCAGAAACCAGAAAGUAGCUUCUUGUAUUUGUUUCUGAUAUGCUUCUCUGUAUCGUUCCAAUUUUAUCAUAAAGUCCGCAUAGGGACAGGUUUUGUUCAUAUCAAUGUUCAGUACUUGUACUUCACUGACAGUCUAAGCAAUGUUCAAUACUUGUACAUCAAUGACAGUAAUAAAGAUAUCAGGCUUCUCUGUCUGCACUCUUUA
Capsicum annuum is the source of this 2665-nucleotide messenger RNA. Its product is annotated as pentatricopeptide repeat-containing protein At3g04760, chloroplastic. Bases 739 to 2478 code for a protein of 579 amino acids. The transcript has a single exon. The record is from RefSeq and is a predicted model, not a curated record. Gene Ontology annotation, molecular function: protein binding. Lineage: Eukaryota; Viridiplantae; Streptophyta; Magnoliopsida; Solanales; Solanaceae.